AAUUUAGGGUUUCCUCAAAUCUUUCCCCUUUACCUCUUUCUCUCUCUCUCUCUUCCUCUCUCCCUUUGAAAUCGAACAAGGAUGGGGAAGAAGACAACAACGAAGGAGGCGAAGGCUGAAGAAUCUCAGACCCAAUCAGGAAUCUUCACCACUCUCUUCUCCGGCGACGCUGCUGAAGCCGGAGAAAGCUCUGGCUUUUCGAGUCUCUUCUCCGAUAACAACCCUUUCCGGCGAAAGAAGCCUGAGCCAGAACCUAAUGUCGAUAACGACGAAGAGGAGGAAGCAACAGUUUCCCCCGUGAAGGCGAAGAAAUCCAAAAAGGUCAAAACUUUGGUUUCAGAUUCCGACGCCGAGGGUGAUGUUGAGGAAAGUGGGUUGGAGUCGAAGAGGAAGAAGAGGAAGAGAGACGAGAUUGAGAGCGAGUACGAGACGAAGAAGUACGGAACCGUGGUGGAGUUGAAGGAGACGACGAAGAAGGUUGGUGAGAAGAGGAAGAAAGCUGAUGAAGUGGCCGACACGAUGGUUUCGAAGGAAGGGUUUGAUGACGAGAGUAAGCUUCUUAGAACUGUCUUCGUUGGGAACUUGCCGUUGAAGGUUAAGAAGAAGCUCAUCUUGAAGGAGUUUAGUAAGUUCGGUGAGGUUGAAUCCGUGAGGAUACGCUCUGUGCCUAUUGUCGAUUCGAAGAGGACGAGGAAAGGAGCUAUCAUGUUGAAGCAAAUCAAUGAGAAAGCCUCAAGUGUUCAUGCUUAUGUUGUGUUUGAGACAGAGCAAUCUGCUGAAGCUUCUUUGGCUCUUAACAUGUCUCUGAUUGAUGGGAACCAUAUCCGUGUUGAUAGAGCAUGUCCUCCUCGUAAGAAGUUGAAAGGUGAAGGUCAGGAUACUCUUUUGUAUGAUUCAAAGAGGACUGUCUUUAUAGGCAAUCUCCCUUUCGACGUGAAGGAUGAGGAGGUGUAUCAAUUGUUUACUGGUAAGAGCAAUCUAGAGAACAAUCUAGAAGCUGUUCGUGUUAUUAGAGAUCCUCACUUGAACAUUGGAAAAGGAAUAGCUUAUGUCUUGUUUAAAACAAAGGAAGCUGCAAAUCUUGUAAUCAGGAAAGGGUAUUUGAAGCUUAGAGAAAGAGAGUUGCGUAUCUCUCGAGCCAAGCCUGAUGCAACACCAUCAAAGAGGAAGGCCAAUCCUUCUGAAGCUUACUCUCCAGCUGAGAAAAGACAACACAAGGACAAAGUGGUCACACCAACUGCCACCGGGAAGGCUAAUCUUUCGUAUCAAGGUGUACGAGCUUCCAAAUCUGGCGAUGAUGAUAAGAAGAAGCCUUAUCAGAAAAGCCCUGCGCAGUCAAAGAUGAGACCUAGAAGUAGCAGCAGUGAAGGCAACAAGGGUGCUGAUAGUAAGAGUGCUGUGAAGCAGCGAAGUCAGAAGCGGCCUGCCGUUGCUGCAAGGAAAGCAAAAGCAAACGCGAAAGGCUCAAAAGAGAGCGGUGGUAAGAAAUUUGCAGGGACUAAGCGUAAACAAGAAAGCAGAACUCCUGAAAGCUUCUCUAAGAAGAAGAAAACAAAACGGGUUUAGGCGGUUUUAGUUGGAUUAUAAAAUGUGGUUGAUGUGAACCUCUUUCUUCUCCCUUUGAUAUACUUGUCGCCUUUGUAUCGUUUUAUGACAAUAUGAUAUAACUCAGUGUAAUGUUGCAACAGUUAUGGUUAUACUUGAGAGAUUUAAAAAACAGUUCUUUUGAUGGUUUG
Molecule: messenger RNA, 1736 nt
Organism: Brassica oleracea var. oleracea
Lineage: Eukaryota; Viridiplantae; Streptophyta; Magnoliopsida; Brassicales; Brassicaceae
Product: RNA-binding protein 34-like
Exons: 6
Coding region: 82-1566 (494 amino acids)
Cellular component (GO): cytosol
Molecular function (GO): mRNA binding
Source: RefSeq, a predicted model, not a curated record